AUGCCCUCCAGCAAGUCUGGCCACAGCAACCACAAUAGUCACCAACCACAUAAAGGGGAAGAAGAUGGGGAUCGACAUGGCGGUAAACCAGCCCGGAAAAGUGAAGAAACGGAGACGCAGGGCGACCAGGCCGAAGCAACAAGGAUUCACCUGAGCGUUUUCAUCUUUCGAGGCGCUCCUGAUGUGUGGUAUAGACGGCAUGUUAUCAUGUACUUCACAUCGCCCGACGACCCGGGUUUCCACAAAUCUGUCCACGUACAGCGGGACAAUGAGAGAGACCCCUGGAGAGUCGCCCUAGAAAACGGACAAGCGCACUGGGAGCUUGAUGCUUCCUACUUGGGCCAUGUUGACGCUGGGUAUAUCCCUGUAUGGAAGGGUCAGGAGGCGUGGCCGUUGAGUACUGUUGCGUCAGUCCAAGUGGAGGGUCGGGAGGCCGAUUGGAACUGUCAAAACUUUGUAUACGAGGGCCUGCAGGCAAUUGUGCAUCUCGGUCUUCAAGAAGAGGCGUGGUACAUAUGGGUUCAAGAUGAAAUCAUGAACCAAUUGUUGGAGGGGGCUGUUGGCUAA
This is a messenger RNA of Metarhizium brunneum ARSEF 3297, 567 nucleotides long. RefSeq lists its product as uncharacterized. The record is from RefSeq and is a predicted model, not a curated record. NCBI's taxonomy places the organism in Eukaryota, Fungi, Ascomycota, Sordariomycetes, Hypocreales, Clavicipitaceae.